GCGUUGAGGCAGAAAGUCUCUUUCCCGCCAUGGCAGCACCCUCCCCGUAUCCAUACGCGUAGCCUAACCUACCCCAAGUGCAUCAUAUCUGCCUCAGAACAGCUGCGCUCCUAGUGCGUAAACUUCACUCCCCUGUGGCAGUUUUAAAUUGAAGAGAAAAUGUCACUUUACGAUGACUUGGGAGUUGAGACCAGCGAUUCUAAAACAGAAGGCUGGUCCAAAAAUUUCAAACUACUACAGUCUCAAUUGCAGGUGAAGAAAGCAGCUCUCACACAAGCAAAGAGUCAGAGAACAAAACAAACAACAGUCCUUGCUCCAGUGAUUGACCUGAAACGAGGUAGCUCUUCUGAUGAGAGACAGAUUGUGGACACACCACCUCAUGUAGCAGCUGGGUUAAAGGAUCCUGUACCUAGUGGUUUUUCUGCGGGAGAUGUGUUGAUUCCUUUGGCGGAUGAGUAUGAUCCCAUGUUCCCAAAUGACUAUGAAAAAGUAGUAAAACGUCAAAGAGAGGAACGACAGAGGCAGCGUGAGCUGGAGAGGCAAAAAGAGAUUGAAGAAAGAGAAAAAAGACGUAAAGACAGACAUGAAGCCAGUGGGUUUUCAAGAAGACCAGAUCCAGAUUCUGAUGAAGAUGAAGAUUAUGAAAGGGAGAGACGAAAAAGAAGUAUGGGAGGAGCUGCCAUUGCACCACCCACUUCUCUUGUUGAGAAGGACAAAGAACCUGUAGCAUCAUUUCCAUUUGAAGAGGAGUCAAGACCGCGGGCACCAUCUUCCAAAGCAGCUAUUCCUCCUCCAGUGUAUGAUGAGCCAGAAAGACCUCGUUCCCCCACAGGACCUAGCAACUCUUUCCUUGCUAACAUGGGAGGGACAGUAGCUCAUAAAAUCAUGCAGAAGUAUGGUUUCAGAGAGGGCCAGGGGCUGGGAAAGCAUGAACAGGGGCUGAGCACAGCACUGUCAGUAGAGAAAACGAGCAAGAGGGGUGGCAAGAUCAUUGUUGGUGAUUCUGCAGAGAAAGCAGAAACGGGCAAGAAAGCGGAUUCUAACCCCUUGACUGAGAUACUGAAAUGCCCAACUAAAGUGGUCUUACUAAGGAACAUGGUAGGUGCUGGGGAGGUGGAUGAAGAUCUAGAAGUUGAAACUAAGGAGGAAUGCGAGAAAUAUGGCAAGGUUGGGAAAUGUGUCAUCUUUGAGAUUCCUGGUGCCCCUGAUGAUGAAGCUGUAAGAAUAUUUUUAGAGUUUGAACGGGUUGAAUCUGCCAUCAAAGCUGUUGUGGAUCUAAAUGGAAGAUACUUUGGAGGCAGAGUUGUGAAGGCUUGUUUCUACAACCUGGACAAGUUCAGAGUACUGGAUCUGGCAGAGCAAGUUUGAUUUUAAAAAUCUAGCUCGAGGUGUCCCUGUUUUGGCAAUCAUGUUUUCAGCAGUAGGCUGGGAAUAAAGAAGAGAAAAGUAGCUUUCCUAGCAAACUGGAAACAAGCCUCAUUGAAUGGAUUUUUCGCAUUCGUUGUGACUUACAUUUUUUUGUAAUAUAAAGCCCUUUGAAAGUAA
Molecule: messenger RNA, 1545 nt
Organism: Harpia harpyja (harpy eagle)
Lineage: Eukaryota; Metazoa; Chordata; Aves; Accipitriformes; Accipitridae
Gene: RBM17
Product: RNA binding motif protein 17
Exons: 12
Coding region: 160-1368 (402 amino acids)
Biological process (GO): alternative mRNA splicing, via spliceosome; mRNA cis splicing, via spliceosome
Cellular component (GO): precatalytic spliceosome
Molecular function (GO): RNA binding
Source: RefSeq, a predicted model, not a curated record